This is a messenger RNA of Phyllotreta striolata, 1769 nucleotides long. NCBI's taxonomy places the organism in Eukaryota, Metazoa, Arthropoda, Insecta, Coleoptera, Chrysomelidae. The record is from the annotation of a GenBank genome assembly.
AGUCCGGCUAAAUAUGUUGGUCGUUCGUUCGUAAACGUCAAAAAUUGGUAGACGAAAUUGGCGAGAAAAUGCGCGAUAAACGGAACUUCUUCGUUUUGGUAAAUGUUUUGUUGUUGCAUUUGUGCUUGCUGGUUGACAUUACGGACACGCAGUUGGUUAUUAACGUCAGGAAUCAGGGCGGCGACGUCGUCCAGGAGAACAUAUCGGCUAACAUCACCGACGACACCGUCACAUUGGAAUUCCAAAGAUCCGACGGCACGCUCGUCACCCAAUUAAUUGACUUCAGGAAUGAAGUGCAAAUACUCAAAUCGCUGAUCCUCGGCGAAGAGGAGCGCGGCCAAAGCCAGUACCAAGUGCUCUGCUUCAUAUUCCACUUUCCCAAGGAAUCUUUCAUCUCUUCGGAUGCAAUGGCGAAGCUGCGGCAGAAGAACCCCAGCGCCAUCCGGUUACCGGAAGAGGAUCUCGGCAGAAGCAACCAUUCCAUGGACUACGUAGUAUUGCUCAAGCAUUCCGGGAUUAUAUCUCCUCACAUAGCCGAUGCUUGCGCUGAAGCCGGCUUGGCUACCUACACACUUCACGAAGACGUCGUCAAAUGGGCGACAGCUCAAGGUUUACCGGUGAUGUCUUACAAACCGGCUUUGAAAAAAUUCCCGACGACGCCGGAUCGCUUCUCGAACGACGCCGACGGCGAAUCGGCGCCCGCCUGCACGGACAUUAAGAACAUGUGGACGCCGUGUCGGUGCCACUUGGAGUUGUGCAUAGGCUGGUACCCUUGCGGGCUGAAGUAUUGCAAAGGCAAAGGUCACGCGAGGAAUUCGGUAAUGAGUUACAGGUGCGGUAUUAAAACGUGUCGCGUGUGCCAUCUCUUCGACUAUUACGUGUCCCAGAAGCAGCAGUGUUUGUGGGACGAAUGACCGUAGUUCUAGUACGGAUUUUUUGUAUAUAUUUGUAUUUUGCCUUAAUAUUCGCUUGAUGAAGAACGGACCAACAUGCCUUAGAGCUGGAUAGGUAAUGUAUAGAUACUGUGGAAUUAUGUCCAAAGUUUCGAUGAUGUUUUAUUUUUUAUCGAAAAGUGCCAAAUUGUUAAUUAAUAGUAAAAAAUGUAUAUAAACGAAUGCAGGAUUUUAUAAAAAAAUUGAUGGGUAAAAAUUGGUUUCAUUCUUUCAGGUGAUAUUAUUAAAUUUUCAACGAAAUAGAUUUUGGGACCAAUUUGACAUGGGGAUUAGUAAAUUUUAAGUAACACAAACACAAAUGGCUUGGUUGCUAGAUGAAGUUCAAACAACAAGUAAUAGUUUAAUAAUAAAAAUGAGAUAUUUCAUUACAAAUAACAGUUUAAUGUCAAAUAAAUAAAUUGUAUUAUUUAAAACCUAUUGUUUUAAAAAUUAUAGACUGUUUAAGAGUAAUUUAUUGCAUACUGAAACUUUGGACAAAUUUCAAUUUAUUGUAAAUUUAGCUAGUUUGUACAUUUUGAGUUGUAUAAUGUAAAGAAGUUCAUAAUGAAUAGGAAAUUGUUGGUGAACGAAUUACAUUAUUAUUACAUCUAUAAAUUUGUUCCUUAAUUUAUAUAUAAGGCAGAUAAAAAUGCAAGUUUUUGAAACGAAAAAGAAAUGUGUUAAUUAUUUAAUAUGCUCCUAGCAAUUGACAAUCAAUGUUCUUACUUAACGUUUAGUUUUUAAUUAGUUUUGGCCUAAGAAGGACAAUACACCAACGAUUUCUUAAAUAAAAUAGGUUUAAAUAACGUAAUAUGUUGCAAGAAAAAAGACCUUAAU